AUGCCGACGCCUCGAUUAUUCCUCGUCCGCCACGGCGAAACCGAGUGGUCGCUCAGCGGAAAACACACGGGCCGCACCGACAUCCCCCUCACUGCCAAUGGCGAGAAGCGAGUCCGCGCCACGGGCAUGGCCCUUGUUGGCCACGAUCGCCUCAUCGUCCCGCGCAAGCUUGUACACAUCUACGUCUCGCCACGGAAGCGUGCCCAACGGACGUUUGAGUUGAUCAACCUAGGAAUAUCAGGCACCCUGCCGUGGAAGGCACACGGCCAAAGUGCCGAGAAGGGCUUGGACUGCGACGCAAAAGUCCAAGUGACCGACGACGUGAGGGAGUGGGACUACGGCGACUACGAGGGCAUCACAUCAUCCGAGAUCCGCAAGAUUCGCUCGGAGCAGGGAAUACAGGGGACGUGGGACAUCUGGAGGGACGGGUGUCCCGGCGGCGAGAGCCCGGAACAGGUCACGGCGCGUCUAGACCGCCUGAUCAGCGAAAUCCGCGAAAAAUGGCACAAGCCCGUCAUUGGACGGCCAGAGGAUAAGAAUGUACAGGGUGACGUGUUGAUUGUAGCGCAUGGGCAUAUCCUGCGUGCCCUGGCCAUGAGAUGGGUUGGCAAAUCGUUGCAGGAUGGGCCGGCGUUUCUGCUCGAGGCCGGUGGCGUCGGGACAUUGAGUUUGCAAGAGCCGGCCAUUCUGCUGGGCGGCUCGUUCGUCGUCGACCUAGAGGAGAAGCAAUGA
Metarhizium album ARSEF 1941 is the source of this 732-nucleotide messenger RNA. RefSeq names its product phosphoglycerate mutase family protein. Gene Ontology annotation, molecular function: sedoheptulose-bisphosphatase activity. Bases 1 to 732 code for a protein of 243 amino acids. Lineage: Eukaryota; Fungi; Ascomycota; Sordariomycetes; Hypocreales; Clavicipitaceae. The record is from RefSeq and is a predicted model, not a curated record. Gene Ontology annotation, biological process: ribose phosphate biosynthetic process. The transcript is spliced from 4 exons.